AUGGAUUUUUUAAAUUUUGGUUCUUUCUUUUUUGUUGUAGUCAUUUGUAUUUUAUUAGGUUUUUUAUAUAAAUGCUUAAAACAAAUAGAUGAUUUAAAACAACAAGAACAACAACAACAGGCCAACAAAAAUUUAGAUAAUGAUUAUUCAUUAACUAUUUUAAAAUUAAAAAAUGAACUUUCAAGAUUAGAAGCAGAAAAGAGAAUCCACAAUGAUCAUCAAAAAAUUCUCUCUGAAAAACAAGAAGUAAUUGAUCAAAAAAACCAAUAUGAGUUUGAAAAAUUAAGAAAUGUUAAAAAUGCCCAAUUUCAAGAAAUUAGUCAAUAUCAAAAUAUAUUAAACCAACAAAGAAAAUUAUCUCAAGACAAUGAUAUUGAACAAUGUAAAUUGGUUGAAGAAAAGAACUCACUCAAAGCUAAAUUAGAAAAUCAAUUUAGCAAAUCUUAUCAAUUACAAGAGGAAUUAUUAGAAAAAGAUGAAAUUAUCCAAUUGCUCGAAAAAAAGCUUUUAUCCGAGCAAAUAGCUGUAGUUCAACUCUCUUGUGAACACAAGCAAACAUUGGAGAAAUUAAAUCUUAGAUCAUAA
Dictyostelium purpureum is the source of this 585-nucleotide messenger RNA. RefSeq lists its product as uncharacterized. The record is from RefSeq and is a predicted model, not a curated record. NCBI's taxonomy places the organism in Eukaryota, Evosea, Eumycetozoa, Dictyosteliales, Dictyosteliaceae. The transcript has a single exon. The coding region runs from base 1 to 585 and encodes 194 amino acids.